CUUCGGUUUCUUCUUCUUCUUCUUCUGAAUUUCUUCUCCCAUGGCUUCCUUAGCAAUCUGACUUUCUCUCUCUCCCCUCCUCACCUUCUCUCUCUGUAUCUCUCCCCUUCCUGCCGAGAUACGACAUUGGUGAACUGUGCAAUUUUUUCAUCAGAUCUUCCGUCUUCUCGAAUUCUGCUUAAUCUCCUGAUUAAUUUAAUAGAUGGUUUUGACAUUCUUUUAGGUGGGAGUUGUUCGAGUUAGAUGUUGAUACUAUCAGGAAAUUAGGUGUUCGAUUCUUGCAGAGGUUUAAUGGAACUGUUCUUGUAGAUGAUGCUUGCUGAUUGCAGCUUGUAGAGGCUGCAUUCAAGAAUGUUGCUUACGUUUCAGCUUAUAUUUAGUCAGUCCUAUGAUGAAAAGCGGGUUUUGGUCGACAAUAUAUAUUUCUUGCUACAGUCUAGCGGUAAGCCAUUUAUGCACACUGGUGGCCGUUCUUGUGCUAAAAGAGUAGACACCUCUUCGGUGUGGAGGUUGUCAGAAGUGAAUUGACAAAUUCCUUUCUGUGCUGUUGCUAAAAGGGAAAUAAUGGAAAGGUAUAAAGUUUUGGAAGAGCUUGGAGAUGGUACUUGCGGUAGUGUAUAUAAGGCCUUCAAUAUGGAAACAUAUGAAGUUGUUGCCGUAAAGAAAAUGAAGAGAAAAUAUUACUAUUGGGAAGAGUGCAUGAAUCUACGAGAAGUAAAGGCUCUUCACAAGCUUAAUCAUCCCAAUAUCAUAAAGUUGAAGGAGGUUGUGAGGGAAAAUAACGAACUCUUCUUCAUCUUUGAGUGCAUGGAACACAAUCUUUAUCAAAUAAUGAAAGAACGGGAAAGACCCUUUUCUGAGGGAGAAAUAAGAAGUUUUAUGUCUCAGAUGCUGCAAGGGCUAGCUCAUAUGCAUAAAAAUGGCUAUUUCCAUCGAGAUCUGAAACCAGAGAACUUGCUGGUGUCAAAUAAUAUCCUGAAAAUUGCCGACUUUGGACUGGCUAGAGAAGUUGCAUCAUUGCCUCCUUACACCGAAUAUGUCUCCACGCGUUGGUAUCGAGCUCCAGAAGUUUUACUGCAGUCUUCGUCAUACACUCCUGCUGUCGACAUGUGGGCAGUGGGAGCAAUAUUAGCCGAGCUUUUCACUUUAUCCCCAAUAUUCCCUGGUGAAAGCGAAAUAGAUCAAUUAUACAAGAUCUGUUGUGUUCUUGGUAACCCGGACUGGACCUCUUUCCCUCAAGCGAAAGGCAUAUCUCGAAUAAUCAGUAUUAGUCAUUCAGGGCAGUUUCCACGGACACGAAUUUCUGAUCUCAUCCCUAAUGCUUCCCUUGAAGCUAUUGACUUAAUCACUCAACUUUGCUCAUGGGACCCUCUGAAACGACCAACUGCAGAUCAAGCACUACAGCAUCCAUUUUUCAAUAUGACAAUGGGGGUUUCAUAUCCACUUCAUGACCUUGAGCUGAGGCUUAAUAAUACGGGAGAAGUGCCAAAUCUUGAGCUAAACCUCUGGGACUUUGACACAGAACGGAACGAAUGUUUUCUCGGUUUGACACUUGGUGUAAAACCAAGUGCUCCUAAGCUAGAAAUGGUCCACAGUGUAUCUCAGGGUAUGACCGAGAAUAUUCUGUUCUGCUCGGGCGUCAACGAAGACACUGAACCAUCUGUUUUCUGGUCACUUGUCUCUCCUCCUGAUCAAAAUGGCCUCCAUGCCCCGGAUCUAUCUCUCUCCUUCAGUCCGAUUCAGCAGCACGCGUCGAUUGGACAGCCACAGUCGACGGGCUUCGCCAUUGCUUCCUCACUGCAAUCCAACAUCUUAGACCGCCCGUUACUGGCCGUUUCCGCCCCGUUUCAGCCGAGCCGUUACCUCUGAAACACUCCGUGGAAACGGUACGUAAAAAAAAAAAACCCAACUACUACUACUACAAAAAAAGAAAGAACAGAUCUGUGAAGAGUUGUUGUCUGGGCAAAAGAAGAGAGAACAUAAGUAUGAUGAUGACAUGAUCUUCCUAUUUGUCUUUUAGCCCUUUUUUUUUUUGGUUCUAUACUCUGUAAAGCUUUUGAUUCGGUUAACCAUCCAAUUCAAAAAAAAAAUGUAUAGAUGGAAAGAGAUUUAUUUUACUGGUUGAUUAAAUAAUUUGUGUCAAAGAUGUUUGAGUCUUUGUUUUAUGUUUUGGGAUCCGACGAAUUUGAUGUAUAAGGUUAAUCAUAUAUGGAUAUGGUAAGAGAAUUAUGGUA
Molecule: messenger RNA, 2234 nt
Organism: Tarenaya hassleriana
Lineage: Eukaryota; Viridiplantae; Streptophyta; Magnoliopsida; Brassicales; Cleomaceae
Product: serine/threonine-protein kinase MHK
Exons: 18
Coding region: 565-1869 (434 amino acids)
Biological process (GO): protein phosphorylation; intracellular signal transduction
Cellular component (GO): cytoplasm; nucleus
Molecular function (GO): ATP binding; protein serine/threonine kinase activity
Source: RefSeq, a predicted model, not a curated record